AACAUGCUAGAUAGCGCUAAACAAUAAAACAAUAAAUCGAUGCCGCUAUUCCGGAAAGAUAGAAAGGAAUCGGAGGAACAAUUCAGUAUUCGUGAUCUUUACGAAUUCAAGGACAUCUUAGGUACCGGUGCUUUCUCCAAGGUUUUCUUGGCUGAACAAAUAUCAGAACCUGGUUUUUUGGUUGCAAUUAAAUGUAUUGAUAAGAAAGCACUGAAAGGUAAAGAAGAAUCGCUAGAAAAUGAAAUUAAAGUAUUACGCAAAUUACGACAUUCAAACAUAGUGCAAUUAUAUGACACUUUUGACGAGAAACAAUAUCUCUAUCUUGUUAUGGAACUUGUCACUGGUGGCGAACUUUUUGAUCGAAUUGUCGCAAAAGGUUCAUUCACGGAGCGUGAUGCAUCGAUAUUGAUGCGACAGGUACUUGAGGCAGCUGCAUUUAUGCAUGAAAAUGGAGUCGUUCACAGAGAUUUAAAACCGGAAAAUUUGUUAUAUUAUGAUCAAACGGAAGAUUCUAAGAUAAUGAUUUCCGAUUUUGGUCUUUCAAAAAUUGAUGAAUCAGGUGUUAUGGCUACAGCAUGUGGUACACCAGGUUAUGUUGCACCUGAAGUAUUACAACAGAAACCGUACGGUAAAGCUGUUGAUAUUUGGUCCAUUGGUGUAAUAACAUAUAUUCUUUUAUGCGGUUAUCCACCAUUUUAUGAUGAGAAUGAUGCGAAUUUAUUUGCUCAAAUAAUUCGAGGUGAAUAUGAAUUUGAUUCACCAUAUUGGGAUGAAAUUUCUGAAUCAGCAAAAGAUUUUAUAUCACAUCUGAUGUGUUGCGAUCCAGAACAACGAUACACCUGUCAUCAAGCAUUAGCUCAUCCAUGGAUCAGUGGUGAUACAGCUGGUACAAAAGACAUUCAUUGUUUGGUGGCACCACAUUUGAAGAUAAGCUUAGCGAAGCGAAACUGGAAGAAAGCAUUCAAUGCGACAACUGUAAUCCGUCAACUUCAGAUGCUCCGAUUAUCAUCAAUCUCACAAGCGGCAUCCACGUCGACCAGCGAAUAAGCGGUAAUUUAUCAAACAUGCAUGAUUAUUUUCCAGGAAUUUAGACAAAGGCGAAAGAAGGAAAUAUUUAGAAAUUUGCAUAAUCCUCAUCAACAUGCUCUAAUUUAUGAAUUUCACUGAUAUUUUCUUUGAUGUAAUAUGCAGCUGCAAGUAGCUUUUCGUCCAUCAUCAGCAACUUCUCACAUGUUAUGUUUGUUGUAAAAUUUAAAGGAUAAAGGAAAU
Molecule: messenger RNA, 1269 nt
Organism: Loa loa (African eye worm)
Lineage: Eukaryota; Metazoa; Nematoda; Chromadorea; Rhabditida; Onchocercidae
Product: calcium/calmodulin-dependent protein kinase type 1
Exons: 7
Coding region: 40-1047 (335 amino acids)
Biological process (GO): protein phosphorylation
Molecular function (GO): ATP binding; calcium/calmodulin-dependent protein kinase activity; calmodulin binding
Source: RefSeq, a predicted model, not a curated record